Molecule: messenger RNA, 834 nt
Organism: Symbiodinium natans
Lineage: Eukaryota; Dinophyceae; Suessiales; Symbiodiniaceae
Source: the annotation of a GenBank genome assembly
AUGGCCGUUUCAAAGGUCUUCUUCUCUACCCCUCCGUUGCUUGGGCACAAUGAGUCCUACUUUCCGCCCAUUCAGAGCAUGGGACAUGCGGGGACGCUGUUAGCCGGACCGGCCACGAUGAUCUUGGUCUUAGGCUUGCAGAUGCUGAAGAAGCAGCUGACGAGCACUCACAAGAGUGAGCUCUAUCAGCACAUCUGGAAGUUCAUCUCCAAGGCUGAGGCCCGAGACAAGACGGGGCGAAUCGUCCAAUACUUUUGCCGUUUCUUGCAAGGCUUCUUGGGUCACAUGUCCGAGACCUUUUGGCUUCAGGCGUGGAAGCCGGUCAUUGCCGAGGUCCAGACUACUCUCGCCUGGGCACGGCGCACACAUCGCUGGGGCAAGGAGCUCCCACACAUCCCAGUACUGGGCCAGGCCAUUGAGAGCGGCGACAUUCUCGAGGCAGCUCAGCGUGCGAUCCUCAUCACAUUCCUGGUCCAGGACCACAUCUACUGGCUGCUGAAAGUGGGCAUCCUCAAGUUCCAGAACUACACCGCCAUCCAGUGGCAUCGGAGAAAUCUCAGGUUCAUCACGCUUUCUCACGUCCUGAACUUCUCACUGUGCGUACGUGAGAUCUCGCGCAUCCGCGCCAAGCAGCAGGACCCGAAGAUCGCGGGGGACAAGGAGGCGCUGAAGAAAGCAGAUGCAGCUGUUUAUGACAACCUCAGGAUGAUGGUGAGGUACAGCCUCACCUUCAUUCAGAUGCUGCACGUCUCACAGGUGAAGAAGAUGGACGACUGGUACAUCGGCUUGAUGGGCGUGGCGUCCUCGUACAUUGACGCGUCGAAGCAGUGGUGA